Messenger RNA from Ananas comosus (pineapple), 1681 nucleotides. Its product is annotated as cysteine synthase-like. Gene Ontology annotation, cellular component: cytoplasm. Lineage: Eukaryota; Viridiplantae; Streptophyta; Magnoliopsida; Poales; Bromeliaceae. The record is from RefSeq and is a predicted model, not a curated record. The transcript is spliced from 10 exons. Bases 76 to 1245 code for a protein of 389 amino acids. Gene Ontology annotation, molecular function: cysteine synthase activity.
CCCUUAUCGCUACGCGCUCUUCUCUCCGUGGUAGUAGCCCAUACACUCUCUAACCCCCUCCAAAACGCUGCGGCAAUGGCGCUUCUCUCCACCGCACUUUCCCCCACCGUGGCGUACCUCUCCGCCCCUUCCCCCCACGCGCGCUCCCCUCGCCUCGUCGCUCCCACCUCCCUCCGCUUCUCCUCCCAUGGCGCCGCCGCUGCGAAGCUCGUCUUCGCGGCCUCGGCCAAAGCCGCUUCUCUCCGCACCAGGGAGGUUGCGAAGGAGGCGGAGGAGGAUGAGGAGGAGGAGGAGGAGGAGGAGGAGCUCGAGCAGGUUAACAUCGCCGAUGAUGUCACCCAGUUAAUCGGGAGAACGCCGAUGAUAUAUCUUAACAAGGUCGUUGAAGGUUGUGUGGCCAAUGUUGCCGCAAAACUCGAGUCUAUGGAACCCUGCCGAAGUGUCAAAGACAGGAUUGGAUGUAGCAUGAUAAAUGAUGCGGAAAAUAGGGGUUUAAUAUCUCCAAGGAAGACUAUUUUGGUAGAGCCAACUACUGGAAACACGGGCGUUGGUAUUGCUUUUGUCGCUGCUGCUCGAGGUUACAAGCUAAUAGUAACUAUGCCUGCAUCAAUAGAUAUAGAGAGGCGAAUCCUUCUACGUGCAUUUGGAGCAGAGAUCGUUUUAACUGAUCCAGCCAAAGGGCUAAAAGGAGCAGUUGAUAAAGCUGAAGAAAUUGUUCGUGACACACCAAAUGCGUUUAUGUUUCAGCAGUUUGACAAUUUAGCUAACACCAAGAUCCACUUUGAAACCACAGGCCCAGAAAUAUGGGAGGACACAAUGGGUGGUGUCGACAUAUUUAUUGCAAGCAUUGGGACUGGUGGUACUAUAACAGGUGCUGGGCGCUUUUUGAAGAAAAUGAACAGAGACAUCAAGAUAAUCGGAGUAGAGCCUGCUGAAACUAGUGUAAUCUCUGGAGAAAACCCAGGCUAUGUUCCAAGCAUUUUGGAUGUCGCGCUGCUUGAUGAAGUUGUGAAGAUCAGCACUGCUGAAGCUGUUGAAGUUGCAAGGACCCUGGCAUUAAAGGAGGGCUUGCUGGUUGGCAUAUCUUCAGGUGCUGCUGCAGCGGCUGCUAUCCAUGUGGCAAAGAGACCUGAAAAUGCUGGAAAGUUAAUAGCGGUCGUUUUCCCAAGCUUUGGAGAGAGAUACAUAUCCACUGUUCUCUUCCAUCCCAUAUAUGAGGAAGUUAGGAAAAUGCGGAAGAGAUAAAACUUUUGCCCACACCAAUGGAGCGGGUACACUUAUUCAUGAGAACAUCCCGAGAAUUGGUGAAGUUUCAGAGGCCUACUGCUAUUGAUAUUCCGACCUGGGGCCGAGUUCUUUUUUAACUCAUUGAAGCAGUUAUUUUUUGACUGCUCUCAUCUUCAGAGGUGAGAAACCCUAGCCUCUUCUGCCCCGCUGUCGAAACAGGCCGCCUGGAAAGAAGGAUCUGGAUUAGUAAAUCUUUGCAGUAGUUCUUCUUUUCUUCUUACUUUUCGGCAAAACUGUUGGAAGAAUUUCUUACAGAAGCAUUGUAACUUAGUUCCGGAAAGGUGAAAGUUUCAAUUUCAUGGUAGUUUUGGUUUUAAAGGAUUACAAAGUUGCCAUAUGUUUUGUAUUGAGUGAGCUAUUUCUGUCCUGAUAGACAAAUCCUGCUUCUUUGUUA